UCGUCCUUUUUUAUUCGCUAUUCACGAAGUACCGCUUGUGCAAAAUGUAUGUUAAAUGCGGAGUUUUCUUGUGAAUAAAUUUGGAUUUAGUUAAAUGUGAAAUAUUUCAGAUGUUCUGAAUAACUAUUCUUAAGUGUACAUUUCCAUAGUGAAAAUGGAGGGCUCUUUUAUUUUUGCUUCUGUAGUUAGUGAAGGAGAAUGGCAAUCGGUGCCUACAGAGAUAGGAGUGAAGAUAUCAAAAUUUGUUAGUGAAAAGUUUGAUGAAUUCAUCACAUCUAAGGCUCUUUUAGAAACAAAAUGCUUCAAUUUGGAACAGACUCAUGGAGAAAAUCAAACAUGCAGUGAAAAACUAGAACUCGAAGCUGAAAUUUUGAAGACCAAACUAGAAGUAGCAGCAAAAACCAUAGAAGAACAAGAGUUGCAACUUGCCACUUUAAGUUCAGAAGUCAGUAAGUUACACACACAAUGCAAUGUUCUAGAAGCUGAAACGGCUGAAUAUCGUCAUCAACGAAACUUAGCGUUGGAUGAACGAGACGAGCAUCUCAAGAUGAUUCAGCGUCGUAAUUCUGAAGUGGAGCGGUUACAGUCUGAUAUCAAUAGUUUAACCAAACAGUUGGAAACAGCUGUGAAUGCCAAAUGUGAAGCCCUAGCACAAGCUGAUGAGGUGGCAUCAAUGAAAAUAACCCUAGAAUAUCGUGAAAAAAGAAUGGAACAGGAAAGGUCUCUUCUUAAUAGUCAAGUACAAAGUUUAACUGAUGAACUGAAUCAACGUACUGAGGAAUUACUCAAUAUGCGACGUGACAAUACAUCUCGUUGCAUACAGUUGGAAACUAAAUUAACUGAGAAAACUCAAGAGUUGUCAGUUGCAUUGGAACAAAUAAAGUCUUUAACUGAUAUCAACAACAACAUGGUUGCUAGAAAUGAAGAACUGUCUCAGAAAAUGAUGGAUCAACGAGAAGUAGAUGCCAAAAUGAAUGAAUCUUAUGCCUUCGAAAUUGAAGCUAAAACCAAAAUGGCGAAUGCCUACCAAUCCAUGUAUGAGGAGAGUCAACAGCAUGCUAACGAAUUGAAAGAAGCUUUGUCAGAGCUUCAAGAGUUGUUGAGAUCUGCCACUGAGCAGUAUGGACAACUUGAAACUAAGCAUAAGGAAUCGGAACUAGCUCAUGAAGAAAUCCUUCUCAGAAAAAAUGAGUGUAUUGAUCUGCUGAAAAAAGAACUGGAGACUGCAAAUGAAAUAAUUGAUGCCACAAAGACUGACCAAUUGCAAAAAGACAUUGAAGGAUUGUCACCAAACGUGUCCUCUGCUUCGAAGUUGAUAAAAUCUGGAAUGUCUUAUAGCGAAGUUUACUCUCGCUAUGUAUCUGUCACGGAACAAUUUACAAAUAAAGAGGAAGAAUGUGCAAGACUCAAUAAUUACAUCACAUGCAUCGUGAGAGAAAUUGAAGAGAAAGGACCACUAAUAAAGAAACUGCGUCAAGAUUAUAGUAACACACUAGACGCUAAUGAUGCCCUCAAAGAUGCUAAUGAAACUCUUUUAAGAGAGAUUCAAGAACUUCGGGAGUCCAAUGCUGAAUGCAAACGACUGGAAGGCGUGACGGCUAGAGAAAACGAGAGGCUGAAAAAAGAAGUCGCGGAUUUGUCUCGCCAAGUUGUACAUUUACUGCAAGAGGUGGAACAUUCUCGCAUUGGUUCCUCCUCUACUUCAACUGAUAAUGACCUGAGUGACAGCAUCAGCUCAGCAGACAUUAUAACAAAGAAACUGGUGACUUUCAAUGAUAUAUCUGAAUUACAAGCUACGAACCAGAAACUUCUGGCUCUGGUUAGGGAACUUACAGAGCGUCAAGAGGAAGUUGAAAAUAUAGACCCUGCUGCUAUCGCAAAUCUCAAGAUGAAACUGGAAGAUUUGAGAGAGUCGCAAAAUGAACUUCUUGAAGAGCGUGACCGUCAGAAUAAAAUGAUGGUAACUCUACGCAACCAGAGAGAUAUGUACAAAAACUUAUAUACCCAGGCUGUCAAAGGUUCAGGAGAAGAAGUACCGUCACAAUUGGAACGUACUUUUCUCCCAGAAAAUGGGGAAACCAGAAUGCAAACAGAUUCUGACACUCAAUUUGAAGAAAAGAUUCAGGACUUAGAAAAUCAGGUAGAGAAAUUGAAUAAACAAGUUGAACAUCUCAAGGAAGAGAACGAAACUUACCGUAAGGAAAAGUCCGCUAAUGAAAAAAUAUUGCUAGAACAAUUAGAAAAUAUGCGUGGGGAAGUUAAGGAACUGACAAGGUUAAACUGUAAACUAAGCUCUCAUGCUGAUCUCAAUGAGGAAAAGUUCAAGGUAUUACAGAAUAACGUGGAAAUUUAUAAAAAGCAAGUAGCUGCAUUGGAAAAACAAAACAAAAUCUAUAGCGAAUCAAUAAUCAAACACGAACAGGCUGCCACAUACCUGAAAGACGAGACUUUGCAAUCCCAAACAAAACUUUCCAAAGCUGAAGUUAUGCUUGCCAAUCUGCAGAAAGAAAAUGCUCUUCUCAAAGAUGCAGAACAAAGACUCUUGAAAGAAAGAGAAUCUUUGAGACGUGACUCAUACCAGCAAAAUUUGAUUAAGUCAAAUAUUGAGUUGAUAAAAGCUACUUUGGAAAGAACGGACGCAGAAGGAAAGUUGAGAUUGGAAAGUAGACUGGACGAGGCGCAUAGAGAAUGUUCUGCUUUGCGCAGGAGGCUUCAAGAAGAACAAGAUCAUUUCAGGCAACUUUCCGAUAAUCUGGAAAAACAAAGUAAAGCUGCUCAAAAGCGAAUGGAAGAAGAACGCGAACAAGCGGAGAAGCUACGUAAGGAAGUAGCUGAAGCCCGAGAAGAAAUUGUAUUGAAAACUAAUCAAAUUGAAGAAUUAAGCAAAAAAAUGAAAAUGGGUCUUUUUACUGUUCCUGACACAAACGCAGAAGUACGUAAGAUGAGAGAAAUUGAACAACAAUUGGCUGACGCUAAUGCAGAAAUAAACUCCCUGAAAACUAAACUGAAAACAGCUAAAGAGGCAUCCGACGAGUAUUUCAAUGUUGCUGAAGCUUCAGAGAAACAAGUUAAGGAUGUUCUCGAUCAGAAUGAACUGCUGCGCCAGGAAAUUGAGAAACAAACAUCCCUUGUUAAGGAACUGCAAGAAAAGUGUUCGGAAUUAGAGGGAGAACUCUCUAUUCAGUUGGAUGACCAGGAUAUAUCAAAUGCAAGUGUCAAGAAUAAGUCUACUCAACUGCAAGAAGAACUUAAUGUUAGAAAUAUGGAUUUGAAAACUGCAAGGGAACAACUGGAAAAUGCCAGGUGCGAGAACAAAUCUUUGAUCGAACAGUUGAAAGCAGUUGAAAAUAAAUAUGCCAGGGAGGUCACUUUACAUUCUGUAGACCUGCAAUCCCUCACAACUAUGAAAGAAGACCUUGACAAAGCAGUCGAUGAUGCUAAUAAGUUAGAGAAUGACAAGACUCAAGCCAUUGAGGCUCUCAACCAAAUCAAAAGUGAUUGGGAGCAACAAAAUGUCUUAUUCUUGAAGGAGAAGGAAGAACUUGAAUCUCGAUUUAAAGACGUGGACUCUCAAAAUAGUUUGUUGCAUGACCAGAUUCAAGCUCUGAAUACUCAACUGAAUAUAUUGCAAGCUCAGGCGACUGAACAACAGAAUCAAUCUAUUAGCGAAGCUUCAUUCAAUAAAUCAUUUAGCGAAGACGAUGUCAAAUCAUCUGAACAACUAUUGAAAAUAAUAAAGUAUCUGAGGCAAGAGAAAGACAUAGCUGUAAGUAAGGCUGAUAUAGUGGAAGCCGAACAUUUGAGGUUGAAAUCUCAAUUCGAUAUGCUCAACAAACAAUUAGAGGAAGCUAAAGCUGCUAUAGAGCUUGAAAGGCAGAAGCAUGAAGUUUCAGUUGUAUCUGCUGCUAAACAUGCUGAGGUUCUUCGUAAAUUGGAAACUUUGAAUGCUAUAACGGACAGUAACAGAUCUCUGAGACAGGAACGUGACUCCCUAUUGUCACAAAUGGCUGAAUUGAGGGAACGUGCUGAUAAAUUAGAAAUUGAGGUAGCUCCAUUGCAGGAAAAGAACAGGGAAUUGACUACAAAAUCAGAUCAGCUGCAAAGUGAGAAUAUAUCUCUGCGUGCGGAGUGCACUAGAUGGAGACAAAGAGCUAACAUGCUUAUUGAAAAAACAAAUAGAACCAACCCUGAAGAUUGGAAAAAACUUCAAACUGAGCGUGAAACUCUUGCCAAACAACUUACAAUUGAGAGGUCCACCGUUACUAAGUUGAAUGAUGACAUUAAUACUCUGAAACAAGACAAAAUCAAAUUGGAAGAACAACUCAGAAGUUUGAGAUCUCAAAAUAAUCAACAAGCCGAGGAAAUUGCACGUUUACGUGAUGAAGUUACUAGUCUUCAGGCUCAGGUAACUCAGCUCACUAAUACAGUAGAUCAACAAAGCGGUGAAAUACUCAAAUAUAAGGAGGAAAAUCGUAUCAUAACUGAAGAUACGGCAGCUAAAGAUGUUUCAAUAACUGAACUUAAAAACAACUUAGCACAAAUUCGAAAAAUAGCCAAAAAAUAUAAAAUACAGUGCGAGGAUCAGACUAAAGAAAUUGAGAAUCUCAAACAGCAGUCUAAGCAGCAUGAUAGUGAGGCAACUAUUAAUGCCGAAAAACAGGAACAGUUGCUCCAGGAACAACGCACCGAGAUGGAAGAGCGCAUGUCACAACUUGAAUCAACUCACAAAGACACUGUUGACUUAUUGAAUCAACAAGUGACGAGUAGCACAGAACAGAUAGAUAACUACAAGAAGGAAAUCGAAAGUCUCAAGCAAUCAAGCUUAGAGAAGGAAGAACGAUUCAAAACCUUGUUCAAAAACGCAAAAGAACGGAUAGUAAGUUUAACAGAGCAAAACAAUAGCCUCAAAGAAGAACUUAACAAGGACAAACCGGCUAGGUCGAACGGAAGUGAACAAGUUGGCGAGAGCAGUAAGAACGCGGAGCUUUUGGAGAAAAUCGCGAAUUUGGAGAGGGAAAGAGAUGAAAUCAGUGAAGAAAGGCAGGCAGAAAAAGACAAGUUCGCCUCCGAACUUGAGAGUCUGAAUCAGAGGGUGAGCCAGUUACAGAGACAGUUGGGCCUACAGCAAGGGUCUAAGCCAAGCACAAGCUCUACAUCUUCAGAAAAAUCAUCAACCGAAAGGCCUACUGCCGAUAUCAAACCGAUGGCGGGUCAUUCAACAAAUACUCAAACUCAGUCUGUGCCAAUUCAACCAUGGCGCAGUGGUGGUGAGCCUCCUUUGGCAAGUAUUAGGCCGAUGUCAGCUCAAUUGAGAACCGUUGCAGUAUUGCCUACCAGCCAAAGCCCAAGUGCAGUCAUGGUACCACCUCAACAGCAGGUUCACACUACUGGUUCCAGCACAAUUGAAUCUCUGUCCAGUAGUCCCACUAGUUCCCAUACCGACUAUGUACCGGCAACGAGUUCUGCAAGCUCUGCCAUGCUGGGUCCCCGGCAGGUUGCCGUUCCUCCUACUCAGUCCUCCCAAGAUACAGAAGACGAUGAAACCAGCAUGCAAGUUCAAGCUGCUCCACAAACGCAAGCCGUUGCUUUAGUGCUACCCCGAGUUGAACCUCCAAGUAGUGGACCUACACAAGAACAGGGCACUAGCAGUAGUAGUUCAAAUACAGUGACGACUACACAAGCUGGACAUAAAAGACAAAGAGAUUCUGAUACAGAUAGUUGUCAAGCCGACGACCAGUCUAAGACUCAACAGCAAUCUAAAAGGACCAGGAUUCAGCAGGCAGGUACAGUUAGCGAUAGUGGUCUGGACGUUGAGUACCAAGUUCCUACAAGCAGUCAGAGAGAUCACGAUGAUGAUAACGUUAUUGUUGUUGAAAGUGAUGAAGAGGGAGCUGCUGAUGAAGGUGAGGGUGCCGACGAUGAACAGGACGAUCCCGACACUGAAGGUUAUGAUAUGGAAGGAAUGGAACAAGAUAACUAUGAUGACGCUGAGUGUCAAGAAGUAGAAGAUGAGGAAGAAGCUGGAAACGAAGUAGAGGUGAUCGAAGAUUCUAGUGAAGUACCCAACCAGAGUGAGAGGUCAAUUCAGGAGAGCCCUGAAGAGGAAAAUUCUGAACAGGCUCAAUCUGAAGCGAUCAGCAGUGGCACUGAUGGCACAAAUGGCGUCACCAUAUCACAGGCAUCCACCUCUGUCUCAAUAACGUUACCUUCUUGUUCUCGUAUAAGACCGAUACCGUCUUCCUUGCGAUCCAGGCCGCAGUCUAAUUUACUGCCUCUUCAUGGCCUGGAAGAAAUCGGAGAUGAUGGCAUAGUACCCUCAACGCCGACAUUGUAUGCACCCAGGCGGUCCGACGGUUUCGGCGAGGCUGUGAGCUCCCCUCACGUACCCACGAGCGGGUCUUUUACUUUUAACGAGUCUUCACAACAUAAUAUUUCGGGAUCGAAUGAAGUUGUCCCCGAGCAAACUCUGGACAGCGGAAAUUUGGAUGAAACUAGCACGGGCAGGAGCGUGCCGACAACUCCCUUACAGUCUUCGCCUCAGGAGGCUUUACCUGGUACUGAGGAGCAAGGAUCCAGUCAGAUGACCCAGUCCGACGCAGAAAUUCCUUCAAUAAUGAUAAGUGCAGAUGCUGAUGAUAAUGAAACACCCGCUGAAGGAAGCUCUGAAGAGUGUAUGGGACCUCCUCCAGUUGCUGGUACAUCGUCGGAAGGAUUGCCACCACUCGAGCAAGGAGAGGAAAUGCUCGAAGGAGAUGAUGGGAACGUGGUAGAGGUACUGGUUCACCAAACUAUCAAUCCAGAGCAGUAG
Molecule: messenger RNA, 6808 nt
Organism: Leptinotarsa decemlineata (Colorado potato beetle)
Lineage: Eukaryota; Metazoa; Arthropoda; Insecta; Coleoptera; Chrysomelidae
Gene: Mgtor
Product: nuclear basket protein megator
Biological process (GO): regulation of mitotic spindle assembly; protein import into nucleus; mRNA export from nucleus
Cellular component (GO): nuclear pore
Molecular function (GO): structural constituent of nuclear pore
Source: RefSeq, a predicted model, not a curated record